AUGGACGAGACGGACGACGGCGACUGUGGCAGCAACUGGCGCCGUGGGGCGGAUGCUGUGAAGGUAGCCGUGACUGAGUGGCCAGCCCCGCAGACACUUUUCGUUCGAUCAGCCGGCUGCUUGAGAACCGCAUGGCCGGCACUUUGGGCACGCUAUUGUCCGUCUUGUUCCGGUCAUUCUCACUGGAAUUUACCAAGCAUUCAUAGCGUGGCGGCCGUUGAGGCAUACGGCAUGCGUCAACCCGGCGACAGGGCCAUGUUGGAUGCACUAGUUCCGGCCGUCCGUGGUAUGGAGGACGUCUUGUGCAAGUCUAAAAACGCGGUAAGCCCCUUCGAGUAA
Messenger RNA from Macrosiphum euphorbiae (potato aphid), 339 nucleotides. The record is from the annotation of a GenBank genome assembly. NCBI's taxonomy places the organism in Eukaryota, Metazoa, Arthropoda, Insecta, Hemiptera, Aphididae.